Molecule: messenger RNA, 2167 nt
Organism: Protobothrops mucrosquamatus (brown spotted pit viper)
Lineage: Eukaryota; Metazoa; Chordata; Lepidosauria; Squamata; Viperidae
Gene: CAVIN2
Product: caveolae associated protein 2
Exons: 2
Coding region: 280-1542 (420 amino acids)
Cellular component (GO): caveola; cytoplasm
Molecular function (GO): protein kinase C binding
Source: RefSeq, a predicted model, not a curated record
GACAUUCCGCCCGUAAAGAAAAGAGGGCGAGGAGGGAAGGACGGAGGGGGAAAACUUAAACCUGCAGGCAACAAACUCCGGGCUUGAACCCUUCCUGGUUUCAGAAUCUGGAGAUCAGAUAGGGCGGGGCUGCGCCGAGUUUUUCUCAAGUUUUCGGCUACUGCAAAGAAGCCUUUACAAGGUGCUCGGUGCUGGGGCAGAUUGCAUUCCUGCCUUCCUCAAGAAGACACCCGAGAGAGGGAGCUGAUCGCAGCGGCCCACGUCUCUAGCCUGGUCGCGAUGGGGGAGGACGGAGUGCAAGCGGAGAAGAGCAGCGCGUGCGUUUCUCCCAGCUCCGAUGGGCCUCUGGAUGCCAGCAAUCCCAGCCCGGUGCCCUCGGGCAGCCGCAGCCCCAGCCUGCUGCCGCCAGCGCCGGGCGAGGCGAUUCGGGACAGCUCGCAAGUGAACGCCAUCACGGUGCUGACUCUCUUGGACAAGCUGGUGAACAUGCUGGACUCGGUGCAGGAGAACCAGCAGAAGAUGGAGCACCGGCAGAUCGAGCUGGAGGGUUCGGUGAAGGGCAUCCAGAGCGACCUGAGCAAGCUGUGCAAGAACCACACCUCCACCAGCAACACGGUGGCCAAGCUGCUGGAGAAGUCGCGCAAGGUCAGCGCCAACACGCGCGAAGUGCGCGACCGCAUGGACCGCCAGUGCGCCCAGGUGAAGCGCUUGGAGCACAACCACGCGCAGCUCUUGCGCCGCAACCACUUCAAGGUGCUCAUCUUCCAGGAAGAAAAUGAAAUCCCUGCCAGCGUAUUUGUGAAAGAACCGGUUCCCAGUAUUACUGAUGGGAAGGAAGAGCCUGUCGAUGAGAACAAAACCUUGGAAGAAACUUUGCACACCGUGGAGUUAUCCUCAGAGGAUGAAGUGCCCCACGAUGACCUUGCAGAAGACAGUAUGGAUGAGAAAAUAGAGGAGUCCAGAGCUGAGAAAAUCAAGAGAUCGAGCCUUAAAAAGGUUGACAGCCUGAAGAAAGCAUUUUCCCGUCAAAAUAUUGAAAAGAAGAUGAACAAGAUCGGCACCAAGAUUGUCUCGCCUGAACGGAGAGAGAAGAUCAAGAAGUCUUUUACCCCUAACCAUCAGAAGUCUUCUUCAUCCAAAAGCUCAUCUUUCAAAGUCUCUCCCCUGACAUUCAACGUGAAGAAAAUCCGUGAUGGAGAAACAUCCAUAGAAGUAGAAGACAAGCCAGUGGAAGCUACUGGUAGUGAGCAUGCAGUCUUUGAAGAGACCACCCUCACUUCAGAUCCAGUCUCUUCUUCUUCUCCAGCUGAAGAAGGAAAAGCCUUUGCUGAUUCCUUGGAAAAAGAGUCAGGAAGUGAAGGAGAGGUGGUGAUCAACAACAACAUUGAGCUUGCAAUUGUUGAAGAAGAUGAUGACUAUAGAGCUUCAUUAGAAAUCAGACAAGAACUUUAUGAAGAUAGAAACAAGCCAACCAGUGGAGAAAUGGAAUAUUCUGAAGAAUCCAAUCAAGCUGCUGUCCUCCGCGUAGACCAAACAGCGUAAAUUGCCUGUGCCCUUUCUACACAUGAUGUUUUUAGCUAUAUCGGUCACCAGAAUAUGUCUGGUAUACUAUGAAUGUGGGGUCUAAUAGUGCCUCUCAGUGGAAUUGUUGGUUUUCAAGCGUAUAUUUCCUUAUAAAACUGUUUUGUUCAUUCAAUUAGAAUUGACUCCCACAAUCAAAAGUAGGGCUGUUUUCCAAUUAAUACAAAACAAGAUCUCUUCAACCCUCUUCCUACUUUCUAAUGUUUCUUUACUUUACCUAGAAUGUGUUUAAAAGAAGUGUUCAAGACAAUUAGGCCAUUUGAUAAAAGGCAUUACCUACAACAGUCUCUUUUAAAUUGUAGUUAAGAAUAUAAGCAAUGCCCUGCUAGAUCAGACCCCUUGCCCCGUCUAGUCCAGCAGAAUGUUAUUUGGUGAACCAACUACAUAAGGAAGCUCAUUUGUCUCCCAGCAAAUUCAGGAAAGUCACACUGCCAUCAAUUCAUAGAUCCCCAAGACUUCCAUGAAUUGAUCCAGCCUUUUUUUUUUCUUGUGAAGCCAUCCAAGCUGGUAGCCAGCACCACAUCUCAUAGUACUGAAUUCCAAAAUGUAAUUACAGGCUGUGUAAAAAAAGGAAGGAAGGAAGGAA